Messenger RNA from Acanthosepion pharaonis, 1584 nucleotides. The record is from the annotation of a GenBank genome assembly. Lineage: Eukaryota; Metazoa; Mollusca; Cephalopoda; Sepiida; Sepiidae.
AUGGGCAAUUUCUGUAAAAUCGAGGAAAUCGGAGGCAGGAAAUCAGUGAUUGUUUUUCUAUCAUUUACUUGUUUAUUUUCUGCUUUCUUUGGCUUUAUUUUUUUCUUUAAAUAUCUACCUUCCUUCAUAACCUUUGUUUUGUCAAUUUCUUUCUUUCUUUCUUUCUUUUAUCUUCGGGCUGUUCGUUUUGUUCUUUCUUUGGUCUGUCAAUUUCUUUCUUUCUUUGGUCUGUCAAUUUCUUUCUUUCUUUGGUCUGUCAAUUUCUUUCUUUCUUUCUUUGGUCUGUCAAUUUCUUUCUUUCAUUCUUUCUUUGGUCUGUCAAUUUCUUUCUUUCUUUGGUCUGUCAAUUUCUUUCUUUCAUUGGUCUGUCAAUUUCUUUCUUUCUUUGGUCUGUCAAUUUCUUUCUUUCAUUGGUCUGUCAAUUUCUUUCUUUCUUUCUUUGGUCUGUCAAUUUCUUUCUUUCUUUCUUUCUUUGGUCUGUCAACUUCUUUCUUUCUUUCUUUCUUUGGUCUGUCAAUUUCUUUCUUUCUUUGGUCUGUCAAUUUCUUUCUUUCUUUCUUUCUUUCUUUGGUCUGUCAAUUUCUUUCUUUCUUUCUUUCUUUCUUUGGUCUGUCAAUUUCUUUCUUUCUUUGGUCUGUCAAUUUCUUUCUUUCAUUCUUUCUUUGGUCUGUCAAUUUCUUUCUUUCUUUGGUCUGUCAAUUUCUUUCUUUCUUUCUUUCUUUCUUUGGUCUGUCAAUUUCUUUCUUUCUUUCUUUCUUUGGUCUGUCAAUUUCUUUCUUUCUUUGGUCUGUCAAUUUCUUUCUUUUUUUGGUCUGUCAAUUUCUUUCUUUCAUUCUUUCUUUGGUCUGUCAAUUUCUUUCUUUCUUUAGUCUGUCAAUUUCUUUCUUUCAUUGGUCUGUCAAUUUCUUUCUUUCAUUGGUCUGUCAAUUUCUUUCAUUCUUUCUUUGGUCUGUCAAUUUCUUUCUUUCUUUCUUUCUUUCUUUCUUUGGUCUGUCAAUUUCUUUCUUUCUUUCUUUCUUUGGUCUGUCAAUUUCUUUCUUUCUUUCUUUCUUUGGUCUGUCAAUUUCUUUCUUUCUUUGGUCUGUCAAUUUCUUUCUUUCUUUCUUUGGUCUGUCAAUUUCUUUCUUUCUUUCUUUGGUCUGUCAAUUUCUUUCUUUCUUUCUUUUUCUUUCUUUGGUCUGUCAAUUUCUUUCUUUCUUUCUUUCUUUCUUUGGUCUGUCAAUUUCUUUCUUUCUUUCUUUCUUUGGUCUGUCAAUUUCUUUCUUUCUUUGGUCUGUCAAUUUCUUUCUUUCUUUGGUCUGUCAAUUUCUUUCUUUCUUUGGUCUGUCAAUUUCUUUCUUUCUUUCUUUCUUUGAAGUUUCCUUUUCACACUUCUUUCCCUUAAUGAUUUUUCUUUUUCGAUCAUAUUUCCAUCAAUGUCUUCCAUUAUUUUUCAUUUUCUUUCUAUCGCGGUCUUUCGUUUUUCUGUCUUUAUUUUAUUGUGAUCGUUUUUUGUUCUCGAGUCUUCCUUCGAAUUUUUCUUCAUCUUUUUUUUUAGUUCCUCGCCAUUUCUUCUCUGUCACCUUAAAUAUGCUUUCCACCUAG